UAAUGCAUAUUAUGAAGGCGUCCAUCUUGGGGACACUUUUUUUCAAAUCGAAAUUUAUAACUAUUUAAAAAAAUUCUUUAAAAUAUGUUUGUUUUCAAAUUGAAAUUUUUUCUUUAUGGCCAAAAGAUACCUUAUUUAUUGUACUUUCAUACGGUAUGCAUUAUUUUUAAAUAUCCUAAAACGUUUAGGUUCUAUAGCACAAAAUUAAAACUAUGUCCAUUUUGGGGCCCUCUCCCCUAGUAAAUUUUAAUUUUAUAAUUUUUUGGAUGAAAUUGUUGUGAAGUUCAUUUAAAAACACACUUUUUAAAAAAAAAACUUUAAAACUUGAUGCAUUUUUAAGGAGAAUGGAGGGUAAACAUAACCUCAAAAACCUGUAAAAACUAAAAAAUUGUUUCUGACGCAAACAAAAAAAUAAUAAAUAUUAAUUUUAAACAAUUUUAGAAGAUCUAGAUUUAGGGGCUGUUCACAAAAUACGUAACGCGUAAGGUAGAAAUUUUUAAAAAAAUCGUUACGUAUUUUGUGAAAGUCUAUUACUCCUUUCGAAAAAAAUUAUUUUUUUCCAAUAUAUUUUGUCAUUUGAUUUUUUUGAAAAAUCACAUAUGUUGUGUAAAAAGAUGAAUUUGACGAAAGGUUUUUUCCUGCUCUAUCUAAUGUUACACAUUUUUUUUAUUAAAAAAAUUUUUAAUUUACCUAUUUUUUGAAAAUUAAAAAUAUUUUUGGAUGUUUGUUAAGUGCACCAAUUUUUUCUUUUUCAUUGAUUAAUUUUAAAAAGAUACUUUUAUUCAAAAAAUUAUACAAAUUUCAUUUUUUUAGGUAUAUUAAUUAAUUAACAAUAUUGAACAAAUAAAUUUAUAAUGAUUCUAAACUAACCACUUAAAAAUUAUGUAUGUAAUUCCGCAUCCAAGGGGCUCUAUAAGAAUGAAAAGAAUAGAAUUGCAAUUAUUUAUUAACAGUACACAAAUCCAAGAUACUUAUAGGGCUCAUUGAAUGUGGAAUGCAUAAACUAUCAAGUGAUAAGUUUAGAAUCACGAUAACUUUAUUUAUUUCUAAAAUAUUUCAUUCUUUAUUUACAUUAAUUAAAUAAUCAAUUAAUAUCUCGAAAGAUCCUAAUUUUGUUUAGUUUUUUUAAUUAAAAUUAUACAUUUAAUGAAUUAAAAAAGAGUCCAUUUACAAAAUUAAUUAAAAUAUAUUUUUGAUUUUAAAAAAUGGGGUAAAUUUUUAAUUAAAAAAAAUUGCAUCAAUUUAAAAGAGCAGGAAAAUUUAUAUAUUAAUUUAGAAGUUUGAUUAACGACAAAAAAUAUUAACCUAAAAGUAUUUUAAAACAAUUAUUUUUUAUUAGAAGGCAUUAUAAGUAAUUCUAAAACAAUAAAUCUAUAAGUUAAUUUUUUUACUCUGCUUAUAAUAUUUUAUUAUAUUCGAGGAGUUUAAAUAAGUGCGGUUUUGACUAUGCAAAUCAAAAGUCCAUUGCAGCGCAAGCGCAUUUGGUGACGGUCGUUGGUAUCUUUUGAGAUUUGCUUGUUUCCUGCGCGUUGCGGUCACGUUGCUCUCCAGAAGACUUUGAGGAGUUCUUCGCGUUCUUCGCAACCAACAAAAUGAGAGGUGCAUCAAGCAAUCGGAGAAGCAAGAGCGCUGGAAGAGGCAGGCGUGAAGGAUCGCGAAAUCGACGAAAGCGAUCAAAAAUAGCAAAUGCAGCAGCACACCAUCCACCUUUGCCAGCAAUAAACGACGAUAAUGCACAUGCUCCGAUAAACCCUCCACAAUUUCAACCAGUAAACUUAGCAAAUGCAGCAGCACACCAUCCACCUUUGCCAGCAAUAAACGACAAUAAUGCACAUGCUCCGAUAAACCCUCCACAAUUUCAACCAGUAAACUUAGCAAACGUUGCAGGAGAUCCGCCACAAUUGGAACCGGUAAUCAUCCCUGAUGCACAUGCUCCGAGAAACCUUCCACAAUUUCGACCAAUAAACUUAGCUGAUGCAAAUGGAGCAGGAAACCCGUUACAAAUGCCACCAUUUUACGUACCGCAUGCUAAUGCAACAGGAAACCCUCCACAAUUGCCAGCACUAAACGUACCUAAUGCUAAUGCAGCAGGAAACCCUCCACAAUUGCCACCACUAAACGUACCUAAUGAUGGUAGACAAGUGCCCCCACCGAGAGACCAGAAUAGGCGGGGACGUAAUAGAAGAGGCGGACAUUAUGAUAGAAGGCAGGGUCCCAUUAUAUACUGCCGCAACGUUUUUUAUAAUUAAUUUUGUAAAUUAAUGUUUAAAUAAAUUUACUUUCGUAUUUUUUGUAGCACAUAAUCUUUUCCUUCCAAUUCAUGAUGAAUUUGAUAAUUAAAAUUUUCUUAAAAUAGUUAUGGGUAAUUAUUUUAAAAUAAUAUUUUAUUUUUUUAACAAAUAAUGCAAAAAAAUAUUCAAUGGGAGGCACCUCCUAUAUUUAGACUACUUUAAAUUUUAAUGAUGGCACGAUGUUUUACUUUAUAAUUGCAUUAUUCGGGUCUUAACUACUUACAAGGUGGUAAAAAAAUUUUCUAAGUUUUGACCAUUUUGGUUUAGUUCUAGGUUGCCUCUUCCAAAAGGUACCUUUUUUAGUGCACUUCAUUCCGGACAACCAGUAAUAUGAAAAUUGAACAUUCAAACGGGAAUCUCAUCACAACGCUUUAUUCUAGACAAUAAACCAAAAAGACGAUUUUUUAAAAGGUUUUUUCAUUUUUAUGUAAAUUUUUCAAAAAAAUUCGCAAAAAACGCAGUGUUUUGGGGCAAUUUACCACCCGUAUAAAAAAACAGGGGGUAGAAAUAUGAAAUUUUUUAAGUUCUUAAGUUCUUUCUAUACUUUUUUAAAUAAGGAAUCGAAUGAUUUUGGGUUUUUUAAAAUUGCUUCGUUAGAUUUCGAGAAAAACCG
Molecule: messenger RNA, 2904 nt
Organism: Leptopilina boulardi
Lineage: Eukaryota; Metazoa; Arthropoda; Insecta; Hymenoptera; Figitidae
Product: circumsporozoite protein-like
Exons: 11
Coding region: 1593-2249 (218 amino acids)
Source: RefSeq, a predicted model, not a curated record